Ciona intestinalis (vase tunicate) is the source of this 2223-nucleotide messenger RNA. Lineage: Eukaryota; Metazoa; Chordata; Ascidiacea; Phlebobranchia; Cionidae. The record is from RefSeq and is a predicted model, not a curated record.
AUAGUGUUAAAUGUUAUAAAGGUGAUCCAGGGAAUGGUUUAUUUACACGGAAUACAACCACGAAGAAUUUUACAUCUUGACCUUAAAUCGCAAAAUGUUCUCUUGGAACAGGACUUGAACGUAAAGUUGUGCGAUUUUGGACUCUCUCAAAUGCACACCCUCUCCGCUUUAAGCAGAACGUUAUCUAUUCAAGCAGUUACAGUAAACGACAAAAAAGACGGGCGAAUUAGAGGUACAAUCAGUCACAUUGCCCCAGAACAUCUAAAAGACCCUAAUUGUAAACCAACAGUCAAAUCUGAUUCUUACAGCUACGGAAUAUUUCUUUGGGAACUAUUGACAAACGAGCAACCAUACCAUCACGCGAGGGAUCCGCAAGCUAUAAUUCUGGCUGUUCGUGACAAAGGGACACGACCAGAUCCUGAACUAGUUCCGGAUUCUGCGCCUUUUAUUAUGCAGACAAUGAUGAAGCAAUGUUACAACGAAGAACCCAUCGAUAGGCCUACUUUUAAUGAUAUGAUAAAGUUGUUUAGUGGUGCGUAUGAACGAAAUCUGCUUCCGUAUGUAAAGGAUGCGGUACAGGAAGCUAGAAAGCAGGCAAGAUUACAACCCAGCCAAGCGAUUGGCGAAACACCUGGAACAAGCCAGGUAGAGAUUUCCGAAACUAAGUCGAGCGACUUACAAAUAGGACACCUGCAAUCGACAAAUUACCAAAGCAGACAAGGAUUGGUAAAUUUAACAAGUGCGACAUCGUCCGGCUACACGUCAAAAGCCGCCGAAUUUAGUCAGGAAACUCCGCUUGAACCUGAACUCGGAGACGAAACUACUUAUCCAAAGCAGCUGAUCGAAGAACGUGAUAGUGGAGUAUCAGAAGCAUCGAUGUUAAACACCACCUCCGUGCCUGGUGUUAAAUAUACCAAAGAAGGUUAUGAAAUAAAAGAGCCUAAAAGGGAUGACAGAAACGACAUGCGCAUUGGGGAAGUGCUAAACUCUUGUAUUGCAGAAGAAGACAUGUGUUUAAUCAACCAACAAGAAUAUACGCCUAACCUUUUAAAUCAAACCAAUGCGCUCAAGAACGACCGCACGACAACGUCAUGCAAACUUAACGGAAAGAAAAAGUGUGCUCUAAUCGGAACGAUCACUGUUUUUCUGCUUAUUAUCACUGUAGUGAUACUGGUGACGCAGCUUAACAAAAAAACACCAAGCGACGGUAUUAUAACGCAAGUUAAAACAGUCACACCAACGGAAAAGUAUAAAUUUCCGCAAUGUCUUCCCUUUACUUCCAACUUCUCUGGACUCGCCAGUGUCGAGUGUAACCCGCCAAUAAACGAAUAUGGAAAGUUCGAUGUUGAGACGUCGUGUUCGUACAAAUGUAAUAAGGGUUAUAAACAAGUAUAUCCGACGGUUACCACUUGCGGACAACGUGGCCGAUGGAACCGUCGUUUAGGAGAAUGUAAGAAAGUUUGUCCUGCGGAAACAAUAUCAACAGAUGUUAAACAAACGGGAUGUACGAAUGAAAAUUUUUCAGGGAGCGAAUGUACAUAUGAAUGCAGGGACUUGAACAUCGGAAAAAUAAAACGGACUUGCUCAGAGACAGGACAGUGGAUUGGCCAAGAUUUUUUGACAUGUAAAUGCCAACAGUGUUAUGGCGGAAACGAGUGCCAGUACGUGCUGAAAUGGUUUGAUAUAAGAGCACAGGUCCGCAAAAUGGACGACAACAACACUCCAACAGAGGUGCGAUAUGGCGAUCGACUUAUCUCUUGUGAAGCCGAUAGAGACUUUAUAUUCAACUACGACUGCACCUGUAAAGACUCGAAGGUGGUCGACCGCUAUUAUUGCAACAACUACCUAACCCGUAAUCAAGCUUGUACACACGCACUUGCACACCUCUUACGAAACCUUGUAGCACAAGGGAUUUACGAAGAACCGUGCGAUCUCGGCCAAUCGUAUUCCGCAUGUUAGAGCUGUGGUUAACCACACACAGCUUUUAAAAAUCAGUUACUUGAAAUUUCUACAAACGAGAUGUUCAUUUAAUGUUUCCGUUUAAAAGUAAGUUUGUUCAGCUUAAAACAGUUUUUGCUAAAAUUUUGCUAGUUUUUAGCCACAGGCAGUCGUAGCGUAUAGCCUACGCUACAAGUUUCGUUUAACCACUUUAAAAUAAUAUAUAUGGUAUAGGGUGGGGAAAGACGGGACACCUUUAGCACAUAUUAUCUAAAUAUCCUAAUC